UGAGGGAGGCAUGAGGAAGUGGUGACAGGAUGGACAGAGAGAGAUGAGGGUCAGGCCUGUGUGUGUGUUGGGCUCCUGCUAGUGCUGUGGGUCUCUCCCCACGUGGAUGCUGGACAGAAGGGUCACCUCAGCAAAGGGGUGUCUCACUCAAGGCCGCCCCUAGAAAUCGAGGAGGGGCCUGGGCAGGGCUGGGCAGAGCAUAGGCACCCUGAGCUUCCAGCCACUGAGCUGUCUGGAGGGCCUGCCAGUCUGCAUGGAGAUCUGGCACUGAGCUCUGUUGCUUUUGGCCAAGGCCUGUUGCAAAACUCCCGGAGCACAGAACAGGGGGCGGAGGAAAGCGCAAAGGGAAAAGCAAGAAGUGGAAGGAAAUCCUGAAGUUCCCUCACAUUAGCCAGUGUGAAGACCUCCGGAGGGCCAUAGACAGAGAUUACUGCAGUUUAUGUGACAAGCAGCCAAUUGGGAGGCUGCUUUUCCGGCAGUUCUGUGAAACCAGGCCUGGGCUGGAAUGUUACAUUCAGUUCCUGGACUCAGUGUCAGAAUAUGAAGUUACUCCAGAUGAAAAACUGGGAGAAAAAGGGAAGGAAAUUAUGACCAAGUUCUUCACCCCUAAGUCCCCAGUGUUCAUCGCCCAAGUUGGCCAAGACCUGGUCUCCCAGACAGAGGAGAAGCUCCUGCAGAGGCCGUGCAAAGAACUCUUCUCUGCCUGUGCACAGUCUGUCCAUGACUACCUGAGGGGAGAACCAUUCCAUGAGUACCUGGGCAGCAUGUACUUUGACCGCUUUCUCCAGUGGAAGUGGUUGGAAAGGCAACCAGUGACCAAAAACACUUUCAGGCAGUAUCGAGUGCUAGGAAAGGGGGGCUUUGGAGAGGUCUGCGCCUGCCAGGUUCGGGCCACGGGUAAAAUGUACGCCUGCAAACGCCUGGAGAAGAAAAGGAUCAAGAAGAGGAAAGGGGAAUCCAUGGCACUCAAUGAGAAGCAGAUUCUGGAGAAGGUCAACAGUCGGUUUGUGGUCAACCUGGCCUAUGCCUACGAAACCAAGGACGCGCUGUGCCUGGUCCUGACCAUCAUGAAUGGGGGUGACCUGAAGUUCCACAUUUACAACAUGGGCAACCCCGGCUUCGAGGAGGAACGGGCCUUGUUCUACGCAGCUGAGAUCCUCUGUGGCUUGGAGGACCUCCACUGUGAGAACACCGUCUACAGAGAUUUGAAACCUGAAAAUAUCCUGUUAGACGAUUAUGGCCACAUCAGGAUCUCAGACCUGGGCCUGGCUGUGAAGAUCCCUGAAGGAGAGCUGAUCCGCGGCCGGGUGGGCACCGUGGGCUACAUGGCCCCAGAAGUCCUGAACAACCAGAGGUACGGCCUGAGCCCUGACUACUGGGGCCUGGGCUGCCUCGUCUACGAGAUGAUUGAGGGCCAGUCGCCAUUCCGGGGCCGCAAGGAGAAGGUGAAGCGAGAGGAGGUGGACCGCCGGGUCCUGGAGACGGAGGAGGUGUACUCCCACAAGUUCUCCGAGGAGGCCAAGUCCAUCUGCAAGAUGCUGCUCACCAAGGAUGUGAAGCAGAGGCUGGGCUGCCAGGAGGAGGGGGCAGCCGAGGUCAAGAGACACCCCUUCUUCAGGAACAUGAACUUCAAGCGCUUAGAAGCUGGGAUGUUGGACCCUCCCUUUGUUCCAGACCCCCGGGCCGUAUACUGUAAGGACGUGCUGGACAUCGAGCAGUUCUCCACUGUGAAGGGCGUCAACCUGGACCAUACAGAUGACGACUUCUACUCCAAGUUCUCCACAGGCUCCGUGUCCAUCCCAUGGCAAAACGAGAUGAUAGAGACAGAAUCCUUCAAGGAGCUGAAUGUAUUUGGACCUAAUGGCACCCUCUCGCCGGAUCUGAACAGGAGUCACCCACCAGAACCGCCCAAGAAAGGGCUGCUACAGAGGAUCUUUAAACGUCAGCACCAGAACAAUUCCAAGAGUUCGCCCAGCUCCAAGACCAGUUUUAAUCACCACAUAAAUUCAAACCACGUCAAUUCUAACUCCACGGGCAGCAGCUAGUUUUGGCUCUGGCCUUGAGGUCCGCGGUGGAAGCAGCCCGGACCCUCCUGCUUAGAGGGGGAACCAGCGGAGCUUCUGCUCUGGCCGGGUGGCCAGGGCAGCCGUCCGGGAGCUGAGGAAGGAGGCCGUCCACCUGUCGACAUAGAACCUCGAGGUUUCUCAAAGAAAUUUCCACUCAGGUCUGUUUUCCGAGGCGGCUCCAGCCGGGGUGGACUGGAUUACUGUUGUCAAACAUUGCAAUAGACGUCCAAUUGGAUAUGACAACUUGCACGUAUUUUAAUACCGUCCUAACUAGAACUGAAUUUUGUCUUAUUAUUAUUUUUAAAGAAAAGUUUUGUAAAUUUCUCUAUUGUCUCAGUUUACAUUUUGUAUAUUUGUAUUUAAAUGAAAGUCUGACUUUGAGGGUGUAUAUUUUCUCUGCAGCCACUGUCAAGCCAUGUGUUUUAAGACAUUUUAGGGGGGAGGGGUUUACCAAAAAUAAUGUGACUCAAGACUUCCAGAGCCUCAAAUGAGAAAAUGUUUUUAUUAAAUGUAGAAAAUGAUUCA
Nycticebus coucang (slow loris) is the source of this 2591-nucleotide messenger RNA. RefSeq names its product G protein-coupled receptor kinase 5 (gene GRK5). The transcript is spliced from 16 exons. Gene Ontology annotation, cellular component: cytoplasm. Lineage: Eukaryota; Metazoa; Chordata; Mammalia; Primates; Lorisidae. Gene Ontology annotation, biological process: signal transduction; regulation of signal transduction; protein phosphorylation. Gene Ontology annotation, molecular function: G protein-coupled receptor kinase activity; ATP binding. The record is from RefSeq and is a predicted model, not a curated record. Bases 588 to 2045 code for a protein of 485 amino acids.